GGCCUUCGCCGACCCCGCUGACCUUGAGCUGAAGGGCAUGGAGAAUGCCGCCUUCCCGCUUGUGUCUCGCUGCAGCCGCGGAUUUCUCCCUGCUUCUGUUCGUUAUUCUCAUACAGACAUCAAAGUGCCUGACUUCUCUGAUUACCGUCGCGCUGAAGUUUUAGAUAGUACAACGUCUUCAAGAGAGAGCAGCGAGGCUAGAAAAGGUUUCUCCUAUUUGGUAACUGCAGCAACUACUGUGGGCGUCGCAUAUGCUGCCAAGAAUGCUGUCUCCCAGUUUGUUUCCAGCAUGAGUGCUUCUGCUGAUGUGCUGGCCAUGUCGAAAAUCGAGAUCAAGUUAUCUGAUAUUCCGGAAGGCAAGAACAUGGCUUUCAAGUGGAGAGGCAAACCCUUGUUUGUGCGCCAUAGAACCAAGAAGGAGAUUGACCAAGAAGCUGCAGUUGAAGUGUCCCAGUUGAGGGACCCACAGCAUGAUUUAGAACGCGUGAAGAAACCGGAGUGGGUUAUCCUGAUUGGUGUUUGCACGCAUCUUGGGUGUGUGCCCAUUGCAAAUGCAGGAGAUUUUGGUGGUUAUUACUGCCCUUGCCAUGGGUCACACUAUGAUGCAUCUGGCAGGAUCAGGAAGGGGCCUGCACCUCUCAAUCUCGAGGUUCCCUCGUAUGAGUUCACCAGUGAUGAUAUGGUGAUUGUUGGUUAGAGAUGGGACUCAAGUCAGGCUUCUUUCAGUCUUUUCGUUGCCUGAGAAGAAUUAAGUGAGCAAGCCUUCUGUACUUCAAGUUGGCGGAUUUGAAAUACUUGGGAAUUGGUGAUAAUGUAUUUGCAAACAUUAAUGUGAAGUAACUUGAAUUUAAUGUAGAAUACUUUCAAGCAUUUACUUAAUAAAACCACUGUUAAGCUCCAUCAUACACUUGAAGGGUGCAAUGUCUUUUGGCUAACUCUAAUUAAACAGUUACAGACUGGCA
Messenger RNA from Carlito syrichta (Philippine tarsier), 962 nucleotides. RefSeq names its product cytochrome b-c1 complex subunit Rieske, mitochondrial. Gene Ontology annotation, molecular function: quinol-cytochrome-c reductase activity; 2 iron, 2 sulfur cluster binding. The record is from RefSeq and is a predicted model, not a curated record. Bases 38 to 697 code for a protein of 219 amino acids. The transcript is spliced from 2 exons. Gene Ontology annotation, biological process: mitochondrial electron transport, ubiquinol to cytochrome c. NCBI's taxonomy places the organism in Eukaryota, Metazoa, Chordata, Mammalia, Primates, Tarsiidae. Gene Ontology annotation, cellular component: membrane.